Molecule: messenger RNA, 528 nt
Organism: Funneliformis geosporum
Lineage: Eukaryota; Fungi; Glomeromycota; Glomeromycetes; Glomerales; Glomeraceae
Source: the annotation of a GenBank genome assembly
AUGACGGUCGCAUUUUUUUAUAGUAUGCAAGGAAUUUUUUUGGAUAACCUACAUUUCAUUUCAGACAUUGAAAGUCUUCACAUAGACUUUUUUACAGGUUUAAACAAUGAUUUACCCUUGUCUCCUUUAUACUCAACUAUAAUGAAUCUUAAAACCCUUAAAUUGGAAUCUAUCGAAGCGUGCAUAGCGUUUAAUGUGUUAAGAAGGUUCAAUAGAUGUUAUAAUUCGUUGACAUCCAUUGAGUUCAACAAUUGUAAAUUUAACGAAAGCAUAUCAUACAAUGGAUUUGAUCAACUCACUCAGCUUCAAUCGUUUCACCUCAAUUAUUGUGAAGGAUUGACGGAAAAAAUAUUUGAAGCCUUACAAGAUAUUCCCGUCCUUUCAAAUAUUAGAACCUUGAGUGUUAGGGGUAAAAUUAUCACAGGAUUAGACUUAUUAAUUCAAAGGAUUGGUACAAAUCUAGAACAUGUCCAUUUAGAACUUAAUGGGUUUGUUGAGAGGGGAAAGGAAUAUGAAAAGGAUUCAUAA